This is a messenger RNA of Debaryomyces hansenii CBS767, 1701 nucleotides long. It is a transcript of the gene RCK2, whose product is annotated as serine/threonine protein kinase. The transcript has a single exon. Lineage: Eukaryota; Fungi; Ascomycota; Pichiomycetes; Serinales; Debaryomycetaceae. Gene Ontology annotation, molecular function: protein kinase activity; ATP binding. Bases 1 to 1701 code for a protein of 566 amino acids. The record is from RefSeq and is a predicted model, not a curated record. Gene Ontology annotation, biological process: protein phosphorylation.
AUGUUUGAAAAUUUGAAAGCAUUUAUUAGACAUGGUAAACAUGCUAACGAUUUUAAGGGUAAAUAUCCAACCAUCAGUAGUCCUAGUGUUGAGACAUCAGGCGGUGAGUAUCGGGAAAUGUUUGACGAGAGUAUGAGAUAUGAAUCACCGGCUACACAUAUGGAUAUAGACGACGAUGUAAUAAGUUCUAAAAGAGCGGCUAAGACGGAAAUUACUGGGACAGACAGAGGUGACAUGGAUGAAAUACAAGAGAUACGGGAAAUCAAGUCGGAUGGUAACAGAGGAGGGAAGACCAAAAACAACAACACGUACGAGGCUGCUACGCAUAUUGUUGAGCAAGAAAAUAGACAGAAGAAAAACAAGGUUGAGUAUCCCAACUUGCAAAAUUAUGAAGUUUUAGAACAGAUGGGAGAAGGUGCGUUCUCCAUUGUGUAUAAGGCUAGACAUUUAGCUUCCAAUAAGUUAGUUGCAAUCAAGAUAUUGAGAAAGUUUCAAAUGGACCAGGCUCAGAAACAAGCUGUUUUAAAGGAAGUGACAAUAAUGCGUCAAUUGAAUCAUCCUAACAUCGUUAGAUUUAUUGAAUUCAUCGACUCUUCGGAUUAUUAUUAUAUAGUGCAAGAGUUGGCAGUUGGGGGAGAAAUUUUUACGGCUAUUGUGAACUAUACCUACUUUUCCGAAGAUUUAGCACGCCAUGCCAUAGUGCAGGUGGCCCACGCUAUUAGAUAUUUGCAUGAGGAAGUUGGAAUAGUCCAUAGAGAUAUAAAGCCAGAAAAUUUGUUGUACAUGCCUAUUGAAUUUAGACCAUCGAUUAACCCGAUAGCAAAAUUAAGAAAGUCGGACGAUCCAAACUCAAAGCGUGACGAAGGGGACUUUGUGCCAGGCGUUGGAGGUGGUGGCAUCGGUGUUGUGAAAAUUGCAGAUUUUGGUUUGUCUAAACAAAUCUGGGAACAUAAUACGAAAACCCCUUGUGGUACUGUUGGUUAUACGGCGCCUGAGAUCGUGAGAGAUGAACGGUACUCGAAAGAGGUUGAUAUGUGGGCUAUUGGAUGUGUCUUGUAUACUUUAUUAUGUGGGUUUCCUCCAUUUUAUGAUGAGAGAAUCGAAACAUUAACCGAGAAAGUUGCUAAGGGCGAAUACACAUUCUUAAGUCCAUGGUGGGAUGAAAUAUCUAUGGAGGCCAAGAACUGUGUUUCCAGGUUAUUAACGGUCGAUCCUCUGAGAAGAUAUAGUAUAGAUGACUUUUUGAACGAUCCAUGGAUCUUGAAAGUGCCAGUUGCUGAUCCUGCUACCACUUCUUCAACAAAGAUUGAAAGUAAUAGUAAUUACAAGUAUGAUCAUCCAAUCCAAGCCAAGAACAACUAUGGUCUUAUGUACGGUAAUGAUGAAAUUUACACACCUGCGGCCGUUGCUUUGAGAGAUGCCUUCGAUAUAUCUACUGCUGUCCAUAGGAUGGGCGAAGAAGCUGCAUUGUCGAAGGGUGUUCCUGACAUUGAUGAUUUAAUGGAGGAGAGUGAAGAAGAAACAAUUGAUAAAGAAGGUCGCGUCUUAAACCAGGAGAAUUACAGUAGACGUGCUCCAAGAUAUACCCAACAGCAACAACAAAAGCAUCAUGUUAAACAACAAUCUAGUCCGUUUGACUUGAAUUUGGGUGGUGCAUCAAUAUUAGAAAGAAGAAAGAAUAAGACGGUAUAUGUGAAAUAA